Striga asiatica is the source of this 732-nucleotide messenger RNA. The record is from the annotation of a GenBank genome assembly. NCBI's taxonomy places the organism in Eukaryota, Viridiplantae, Streptophyta, Magnoliopsida, Lamiales, Orobanchaceae.
UGUGUUCCCGCGACGCGUUCAUUCAGAUUAAACCCUAUAUGCAAGGUUGAUUCGAGCGUGGAGAUCCCAUCCAAGAAGUCGAGCCUGUCGGCUUUGGAGAUGCUCAAGAGCUCCGCUGCUACUCAAAAAGAGCUCACUCUAACGUGUUUGAUCUAUCCUCGGAGUAGAAUCGAUAUCGAGAAGCUUACGCCUUUGCCGGAGGAUCGUGCCUUUGAUAAUCCCACUUUUCAUGCCGCAGAUCCGGUACCUUCGUGGAGACUUAACCUUCCGGCGGCCCUCACCCUUCGGGCUCGUGUCCGGGUCUGCCGGCCUUUUCUUCUUCUCCUCCUCCGUCUCUUGGGGCUUAGACGGGAAGUGGCCGCUGGCGGAUGUCCCCUCUGGAUUUGGGCUUUUGGGGCUUCUGCUGGUUUUGUGGUGAGAAGAAGCCGGUGGGGUUUCGGGGCGUGGUAUUUGGCCAGCUUAUGCUCUAGUGUGGGUCUAGCUAGCCGUCACCGGCUCUCGGUGAAGGGAGUGGUUAGAUCUGCGAAGGGGUGUGGGAUUGGCUCGGGAGGAGUGAGGCGGCUGUUGGAGGAGGUCGGGGCUUCGUGUUCUCUGUCUCCCUGCAUAUUGGUGCCAAUGGUCCCCGGGCUGCGGAAGCUAAUUGUAGUGGUGGAGAGGACUGUUGGUUCUGAUUUCUCGGAUAUAUCGGUGGUGGUCGCUCAAGGGAGACUUCAGUUCUUCGGUCCGGGUUGA